Lathyrus oleraceus (garden pea) is the source of this 864-nucleotide messenger RNA. Its product is annotated as 17.5 kDa class I heat shock protein. The transcript has a single exon. The record is from RefSeq and is a predicted model, not a curated record. The coding region runs from base 214 to 687 and encodes 157 amino acids. Lineage: Eukaryota; Viridiplantae; Streptophyta; Magnoliopsida; Fabales; Fabaceae.
ACUUUGAUUAACAGUCUGCAGAACACUCUAAAACUUUCUAUUCUUUUCUUCAAAAUAUGGCACUUGCUUGAUCUUUCACGAAACGUCACGAACAUCCUCCACAUUUAUAUAUAUUCACACACAUUCCAUACUUGUCAUCACCGAAAGAAAAAUAAUCAACCAACAAGCAAAAACACUCUCACUCUUUUCAUUACUAUUUUCUGAAAUUUCAGUAUGUCGAUAAUUCCAAGUGUGUUCGGUACAGGAAGAAGAACUAACGUAUUCGAUCCAUUUUCUCUAGACUUAUGGGACCCAUUUCAGAACUUCCAACUAGCAAGAUCCGCCACCGGAACCACCAACGAGACGGCAGCUUUUGCCAACGCUCACAUUGACUGGAAGGAAACACCGGAGGCUCACGUGUUCAAGGCCGAUCUUCCUGGAGUGAAGAAGGAAGAAGUGAAAGUUGAAAUAGAAGAAGAUCGUGUGCUCAAGAUAAGCGGAGAGAGGAAAACUGAAAAGGAAGACAAGAACGACACCUGGCAUCGUGUUGAACGUAGUCAGGGGAGUUUCCUCCGCCGUUUCAGGUUGCCGGAAAAUGCUAAAGUUGAUCAGGUGAAGGCUGCUAUGGAAAACGGUGUUCUUACUGUUACUGUUCCUAAAGAGGAGAUUAAGAAGCCCGAAGCUAAGCCCAUUCAGAUCACCGGCUAAUUUGAACCUGAUGAUGUUUACUUCUAUCGAAAUAAUAUAAAUAAUAAUUGUGUGUAGUUGAGACAUGUAUGGACUCAGCUAUUACAAUAAUGUUGGUUGUGAGUGUCUUGUUUUCUUCUCUUUAGUGUGUAUGCUGAGUGUUCUUUUAUUAUAAGAAAGUUUCUUUUCAUUAAGCUA